AGUGGCCUCAUUAUUAUCUGCUGUGUCUUGGGUUCUAUUUAUAGCAGGACCAUCACUGGUUCCGGAACCACGCCCAUUCGUCUUCUCACGAAGAAUUUCCUCUUCAACAUUAUCUUCUCUAUUUGCACUGCGUCUAUACCACAAGUUCAAGGCUUUUCAGAAUGGGGAGCACAGGGGAAACCGCCUAUGGUGCAUACACCUAUGAGAAUCUUGAGAGGGAACCAUACUGGCCGACAGAGAAGCUCCGAAUUUCUAUUACUGGGGCAGGUGGUUUUAUCGCCUCCCACAUUGCCAGGCGCUUGAAGAGUGAGGGCCACUACAUUAUUGCUUCUGAUUGGAAGAAGAAUGAGCACAUGACUGAAGACAUGUUCUGUCAUGAAUUCCACCUUGUGGACUUGAGGGUCAUGGACAAUUGCUUGAAGGUCACUGAGGGAGUUGACCAUGUGUUUAAUCUUGCCGCUGAUAUGGGUGGGAUGGGCUUCAUUCAGUCCAACCACUCGGUUAUCAUGUAUAACAACACAAUGAUCAGUUUCAACAUGCUUGAGGCUGCCAGGGUCAAUGGGGUUAAGAGGUUUUUCUAUGCCUCUAGUGCUUGUAUCUACCCUGAAUUUAAGCAAUUGGAAACUAACGUGAGCUUGAAAGAGUCUGAUGCCUGGCCUGCUGAGCCUCAAGAUGCUUAUGGAUUAGAGAAGCUUGCAACAGAGGAGUUGUGCAAGCACUACACCAAAGAUUUUGGCAUAGAGUGCCGUAUUGGAAGGUUCCAUAACAUUUAUGGUCCUUUUGGAACAUGGAAGGGUGGGAGAGAGAAGGCCCCAGCUGCGUUUUGUAGAAAGACUCUCACUUCAACUGAUAAGUUUGAGAUGUGGGGAGAUGGACUUCAGACCAGAUCCUUCACCUUCAUUGAUGAAUGUGUAGAAGGUGUACUUAGAUUGACAAAGUCGGACUUCCGUGAGCCUGUGAAUAUUGGAAGUGAUGAGAUGGUUAGCAUGAAUGAGAUGGCUGAGAUUGUUCUUAGCUUUGAGAACAAGAAGCUCCCUAUCCACCACAUUCCUGGCCCAGAGGGAGUCCGUGGUCGUAACUCAGACAACACACUUAUCAAAGAGAAACUUGGUUGGGCUCCGACAAUGAAGUUGAAGGAUGGCCUGAGAUUUACCUACUUUUGGAUCAAGGAACAGAUUGAGAAAGAGAAGGCUCAGGGUGUUGACCUGGCUGUUUAUGGAUCAUCAAAGGUGGUUGGAACUCAAGCUCCAGUUCAACUAGGCUCACUUCGUGCCGCUGACGGCAAGGAGGCCAUAUAGCUCAUUAAGUUGCAUUGAGAAAAGCCAUGUUUUAUUUAAGUUUUGGUUAUGAUUGAAUAGAAAAUUAUCUAUGGUUCAGGAAAAGUAUUUGAGUUGAGCUAUUAUAUCGAUCUCCUGUUUGUUGUAUGUAUAAGGGAAGCUUUUAUGCUCCCAAUGGAAGCUUUUUGAGGCUGGUAUGUUGGCCUUAAUAGCUAGGCGAUGAUCUGUACCUUUUUAGGAGAUAAAUUUGCGUCCAAGUCCUGUAAUAAUACAUUCGUAUUUUGCUUGUUUGCGUUUAAAAGUACUUGUUAUUCGCAUUUUAGAUA
Carya illinoinensis is the source of this 1603-nucleotide messenger RNA. RefSeq names its product GDP-mannose 3,5-epimerase 2. Bases 162 to 1298 code for a protein of 378 amino acids. The record is from RefSeq and is a predicted model, not a curated record. NCBI's taxonomy places the organism in Eukaryota, Viridiplantae, Streptophyta, Magnoliopsida, Fagales, Juglandaceae. Gene Ontology annotation, molecular function: NAD binding; GDP-mannose 3,5-epimerase activity. The transcript is spliced from 7 exons.